Molecule: messenger RNA, 2027 nt
Organism: Hydractinia symbiolongicarpus
Lineage: Eukaryota; Metazoa; Cnidaria; Hydrozoa; Anthoathecata; Hydractiniidae
Exons: 14
Coding region: 1-1974 (657 amino acids)
Source: RefSeq, a predicted model, not a curated record
AUGUCAACACUGACAAAAAAUUUGCCUCACAAAAAGAGGGCCUUCACGACAUACCAACACUCAGAGCAAGUACUGGCACCUGGGAGCAAAGAGAAAAAAGAAGAAACGGCAGAAGAAAGAUCGUAUGAAAAGUUGCCGAAAAUUGCCCGAAAUCCAGUUUUUUCCGAUUUUUGGGUAAAAUCCGAAAAAAACGGGAAUCAAAUUAAUCAUAUGUUCAAAACAUGGAGAAUAACCCUUCAUGAUAAAACAAAGUUGUGUCAAGUAUAUAGAAAGGCUGAAUGUUACCCACAAUCAAUUAUGAGUGAAUUUCAGUCUUUCACAAUUGGUACCUUAAAUAAUGAUUUGCCAGCUUAUGCAAUUAUUCGAGAUGUCAUCCAGUGUUUUCGUGGUGAUGCUGAAAAGUUUUAUUCCUUAUUUUACAAGGUGAUAUCAGAAUCAAGUAAUCUUUUUGGUGAAAAUCUUAAUAGAAAUUUCAAACAGUCAAUCCAGCCUUUACCAUCAACAAGGCCUGGAAAUAUUGUUAACUGGCAAGUUACCAGAAGGACAGCAAGUUUGAAAAAACAUAAACUUGUUGAUACUAUCUCUGUUUCUUGUGACUAUGGUUUGUUGUAUGAAUCUCAAGAUUUCACAUUUUAUCAGGUUUCAAUUACUAAACUUUCACGCACAAUAAAAAAAACAAUGAGCGUAUACACAGCUGGGCGUGAGUCUGUCCCUACAUGUAAUGUGGGUUGUUCAACGGAAGCAAAGUGGACUAUUUCAAAAGACCAAGCCACUUCUACUCCUUAUGUGUUGCUUAAACAGCCGUUCAGCUUUCGAGACGUUCAAGAUCUCAACCAACUGUAUCAACAAACCAAGCCUACGUGGUGUUUUAUCUUUGCAUUUAAAAUAUCGCUGAUGACAUAUUGGAUUUCAUUUCUUGUGAGAUCUUUGACAGUAUACACACUUAGUUCAUCAACAAAGUACAAUAUGAAGUCUCUUGUAUGUAUACUCCUUCUUGGUGUAAUUUCGCAAGGAUAUGCAUUUCAAUGCGAUGCUAUGUUUUCUGGACGGGUAUGCGGUAAAUACCAGAAAGCUAGCAAAUCACUUACUGAUGCAGUUCAAAUAACCAACAUGGCCAUGGCAGAUGCUGUUAGCGAGAUUGCUCACGAUACUGAAAUUUUAUUUCAAGCCUUUUUGCCAUCGUUGAAAAAUACCAACAUGAAAGAUCAAGUGAUCCGCUUAGGAAAGCACUCUGUAAUUCGUAUUUCUUCCAACAUGACAACAGAAGAAGUGAAAGCUGUGAUGGACGGUAUGUUGAAAUGGUUAAAGACGUUGUCCACGGUCGGAAUGAUUGGUGAUAAGGAAUUUGAAAUAUUCAGCAAGGUUAUUGAUGAAGCCAUGAAGAAAAUUCUUUCAACCAGCAGUAACGCUUAUCUCAUCGUCGAUAAGAUUGCGAAAGUCAAAGAAGCUUUAAAAAAUGCUUUAAGUGGAGUCAGCUUUAUCACAAGAACUUUAAUCUUAAAAGCUGUGGACAGAUUCAAUGGACGCUUGGAUCAGCUCUCAACAAAACUCUGCAGCAUCUUGACAGCGUUUGGUCUUGGAGAUAGAUGUCUGGCUAUCAAGGCAAAGAUCGAUGCAGUCAUUGCCAAAGUAACUGGGAAAGUUGCUUCUGAUGCAAUCACUAAAGCACAGUCAGCUAUUGCUGUGUCUGAAGUGCAUCUGUUUGAGAUGUUCGAAGAGAUUGACAAAGACACACCAAUUGUGAAACGUGGGAUUUCAGAUACCUGGAGCAAGGUUCAAAAAGCAAUGAAAGAUCUGGGAGAUAAGAUCACGGAUGCAACGAAGAAAGCAAUUGAGGAGUAUAAACCAAAAAUUAAGGAUGCUUUGACUAAGGUGAAGACAGUUGUUAUUGAUGGAGCAAGGAAAAUCAUUAUUGAAGUUCAUGGUGGCAUUGUAAAAAUCCUUACUGACGGAGUGACAGGCACAUCAGACUAAAAAACUUUGUAACUCUCAUGUUAACGUAAUAACAUGCAUAUAUAGCAAUACAA